Zalophus californianus (California sea lion) is the source of this 1255-nucleotide messenger RNA. RefSeq names its product bone morphogenetic protein 8b (gene BMP8B). The record is from RefSeq and is a predicted model, not a curated record. Gene Ontology annotation, cellular component: extracellular region. NCBI's taxonomy places the organism in Eukaryota, Metazoa, Chordata, Mammalia, Carnivora, Otariidae. Gene Ontology annotation, biological process: SMAD protein signal transduction. Bases 1 to 1212 code for a protein of 403 amino acids. The transcript has 7 exons. Gene Ontology annotation, molecular function: cytokine activity; growth factor activity.
AUGGCCGCGCGUCCCGGACCGCUGUGGCUCGUGGGCCUGGCCCUGUGCGCGCUGAGCGGCGGCGGCCCCGGCCCGCGCCCCCCGGCCGGCUGCCCGGCCCGCCGCCUGGGCCCGCGCGAGCGCCGCGACAUGCAGCGCGAGAUCCUGGCGGUGCUGGGGCUGCCCGGGCGGCCCCGGCCCCGCCCCCGCGCGCCGCCCGCCGCCGCCCGGCUGCCCGCGUCGGCGCCGCUCUUCAUGCUGGACCUGUACCACGCCAUGGCCGACGACGACGACGAGGACGGCGGCCCCCCGGAGCGGCCCCCGGGCCGCGCCGACCUGGUCAUGAGCUUCGUCAACAUGGUGGAGCGUGACCGCACCCUGGGCCACCAGGAGCCCCACUGGAAGGAGUUCAGCUUCGACCUGGCCCAGAUCCCGGAGGGCGAGGCGGUCACGGCCGCUGAGUUCCGGAUUUACAAGCUGGCCAGCGCCCAUCUGCUCAACAGGACCCUGCACGUCAGCAUGUUCCAGGUGGUCAGGGAGCAGUCCAACAGGGAGUCUGACUUGUUCUUUUUGGAUCUUCAGACGCUCCGAGCUGGGGACGAGGGCUGGCUGGUGCUGGACGUGACAACGGCCAGUGACCGCUGGUUGUUGAGCCGGAACAAGGACCUGGGGCUCCGCCUCUAUGUAGAGACUGAAGACGGGCACAGCGUGGAUCCUGGCCUGGCCGGUCUGCUGGGGCGACGGGCGCCGCGCUCCAAGCAGCCUUUCCUGGUCACUUUUUUCAGGGCGAGCCCCAGUCCCGUCCGAGCCCCUCGGGCAGCCAGGCCCCUGAAGAGGAGGCCGCCGAAGAAAACCAAUGAGCUGCCGCACACGAACAGACUCCCAGGGAUCUUUGAUGUUCACGGUGCCAACGGCCGGCACGUUUGCCGGCGGCAUGAGCUCUACGUCAGCUUCCAGGACCUCGGCUGGCUGGACUGGGUCAUUGCCCCCCAAGGCUACUCGGCCUAUUACUGUGAGGGAGAGUGUUCCUUCCCGCUGGACUCGUGCAUGAACGCCACCAACCACGCCAUCCUGCAGUCCCUGGUGCACCUGAUGAAGCCAGAUGUGGUCCCCAAGGCGUGCUGCGCCCCCACCAAGCUGAGUGCCACCUCCGUGCUCUACUAUGACAGCAGCAACAACGUCAUCCUGCGGAAGCACCGCAACAUGGUGGUCAGGGCCUGCGGCUGCCACUGAGGCCCUGCCCCCGCCGCUGCCAGAGGCAGGAAACCCUCCAACC